Messenger RNA from Symbiodinium sp. CCMP2456, 493 nucleotides. Lineage: Eukaryota; Dinophyceae; Suessiales; Symbiodiniaceae. The record is from the annotation of a GenBank genome assembly.
GAAAGCUUGGAGCAGUCCCUCCUGAUAGCCACGGAAGGGGCGUUGCGACGAUCCAUGAACUACGUAGAGAUCGCACUACAGCAGACGCUGGGUCAGGCGAUCGCCUCUGCCUCGCACUUUCCUACGGCACCUUCCAAGUUCAAAGACAGACGAAGGUCGGUGUUUGCCACAGGCAGAGAAAGCCGCAAGGGCUCCUUCGACGACAAUCCAUUCAUGGGCCCCGGGUCCUGGAGGGGGACGAAGGGCUCCUUGGACGAGAAUCACUUCAUGUCAUCCGCGCGGCCGGCUUCCUUGGGCCCCUCCCGGCUCGGCUCUUUCGAAGUCAUGAGGAUGGCAGAUGAUUCCCAUGACCGUGCUGCAUCCCACCACGGUGUUGGAAAGUCCGAGCCGGUAAGACGUGCAGGCAUUCCGGCCAAGGCCAUCAAGAAUGCUUCCACCAGUCACCCAGAUUCACCACCAUCACCUGCGCCGGAGUCACAAGAAAGCACCACGA